AAGGCCUGCCCCCCUCUCCCCCCCCAGGCUCGCCGCCAAGUGGAGAGCCCGUGCCUGGAGAUCCGCGCGCCGCGAUCUGCUCCCGGCCCCCUUUGGGCGCGCGCCCCGCGGAGGACGCAGAAGGCGUGCGAGCGGCCGCGGGAGGUCCCCGACCGGACCGAGGAGGCCUGGCGACAGGUGGCGCUGGCCGACCGGAUGAAGCACGCGUACGCCCGGCCUCGGUUCAUGCCGACGGUGACCCUGUCUGGCCCACCUCGCCAGAGAAGGACCUCCCGGGCUCUCGCAUGCCAAGGUCGGGAGAAUGACGCUGGACCCCGCCGUCACCGCGUUCUGCUUCUCCGCCUCCACAGGGAUCGGCCGCAGACGGCGUUGGACGCGAACAUCAAGGCGCACCAGCGCGGGGUGAUGUCGUUCUGCCUGCUGGAGGCCCUGACGGCGACGCGGGGCCGCUGCACCUACCAGACGCUGCUCGAGAAGGCGAGCGAGAAAAUGGACGACAUCCGGUCGAAGUACAUGCCCGACAUGGACGACCAGAGCAUCCGGCUGAGCUUCUGCCCCAACAGCGAGCCCAAGGAGGUGGUUGUCCUCGACCCGCGCUACGCCAAUGUCUCACAGCACAGGCUGAGCCAGCUCCCCGACCCGGGCGCCAUGCUGCCCCUGGGCACCGCCCCGACGGACCAGCAUCCGGGCGGGCACGAGCCGCCCAGGGAGCCCGAGCAACGACUUCGUGCCCGCCCCGGCGCACGGCUUCGGGG
Prorocentrum cordatum is the source of this 755-nucleotide messenger RNA. Lineage: Eukaryota; Dinophyceae; Prorocentrales; Prorocentraceae. The record is from the annotation of a GenBank genome assembly.